AUGCGCCCUGGCGGCCGCCCCGAGAGCGACGGCGCCGGCGCCGAUCCCUCGCGGCGUGCGCCGGCUCUCGCGGCUGUGCGCCAGCAGCUCGCGGCCGCUGCGGAGGGGCUGCGGGGCUUGGAGCGGUGCAUAGACGGCGGGAGCGGCCGCGCGCUGGACGCCGCGGCGGAGGCUCUGGGCCUGCACGACCUUCAGGCGCAGCUGGAGGCGGAGCGCGACGCCGCCAGUGCGAAGGCCGAGCAGCUGGCCAGCGACAAGGACGAGCUGCUCAAGGCACGGGCGAAGUUGGAGUCAGAGUUGCGGGAGGCGCGGUCCGAGCUCCAGGAAACCCAGAGGUUGUUGCGGCACGGGGCGCUGGCGGGAAGGCGCCUGGCGGACGAAGAUCUCGCUCGCGAGGCGCGCGCCGCGUGGUCCGCCGGCGGCGCUCAGGGGCUGGCUCCCAGCCCGGGCCGCCGUUGGAGGGAGCCGGAGGUGCGGCAGCUGGAGAGGCGGGGCCUCCGCGAGCGGGCCUACGGCGUGGCCGAGCCGGGCGCGGCGCCAGGGCCCCGCAAGCCCCUGUCGCGGCACGGGCCUGCCGCCCAGCCGCUCCGCCGCCGCUCGGCUCGGGCCGAGGCGAGCUGGUGUGAGUGGAGCGACACUGCAGGCAGGAGUACGGACCCGUCGGCCAUCCUCAAGAAAGAGGAUCAGAGGGAGGCCAGCCUCGCGGUCUGGCUGGAGGACUACGAGAAGUCGAGCGCGUGGGUAGACCAGCUGAGCGUGCAUCCCGCCAAGGAUGCCCUCAGCAAGGCUCUCGGCAACCCCGAGAACGUGGUGUGGGCACCGAUCUACCUGCGCGGGGAGAGGAUCUCCGAGCUGGGCCGCAUCCAGUUCUCGUACUACCUGCUCAGCAUGGACUUCUGGAGGAUGAUCCCCGAGGCCAUGGAGCACGUGCUCAUCUUUGGUGACGACAGCAUUGUCCUGAAGGGCAACGGCUGCAUCGACAAGUAUGCCGACUACGACUACUCGGGUGCCCCCUGGCACAGCGAUCUCCACAACAUCGAGGGUACGGCGGCAACGGGGGGUUCCGCCUCGUCAAGCGGUCCAGCAGCAUCGCGUGCCUGA
Molecule: messenger RNA, 1101 nt
Organism: Prorocentrum cordatum
Lineage: Eukaryota; Dinophyceae; Prorocentrales; Prorocentraceae
Source: the annotation of a GenBank genome assembly